Molecule: messenger RNA, 3292 nt
Organism: Triticum aestivum (bread wheat)
Lineage: Eukaryota; Viridiplantae; Streptophyta; Magnoliopsida; Poales; Poaceae
Exons: 5
Coding region: 1543-3060 (505 amino acids)
Molecular function (GO): protein binding
Source: RefSeq, a predicted model, not a curated record
CUAGGGUUAGCGGAAAGGAGGAGAGAGAUUAGAACAGAGAUGCGCCGGUCGUGUGCCGAGCUCCUCCGCCGUCGCCGCCAGCCGUGUGCCGAGCUCCUCCGCCGUCGCCGCCUCGCCACCCAAGUGGUCCUCGUAUGAGGAUCGAGCCGUGUUCCAGUCGAGGCGAGUAAAUAAGCAGCUCCAAAGUUUGGAGCUGCAAUUUAGAAUCGAGAAGCUCUUUUCGGAGCGGCAGUCCGCAAUCAAGCGGCUCCUUUCGGAGCGGCAGUCCGCAAUCAAGCAGCUCAUUUUUGAGCUGCAACCCGCAAUCAAGCGGCACCGUAAGAUCGAAGCAAUCAUCCGUCUCCGAAUUCGACUAGAUCUCUUAUUUCCUAGAAUAAGAUCGACUACAUCUUUUUUGGGUCUCCAAGUUGCCAUCGGUCUUCCAGGCUGAACCCAGGGCCGGCCCUGGGCCAUGGCGGCGAGUGCGACGGCCUAGGGCCCAGCACGAGCAGGGGCCCAUACCCUAUGCGUGCAUACAAUACACAGUAUAUUCAUAGAAAGAAAAAUUGUACGCAGGACAAACAGCCCAGCCCAUGAAGAAGCGAGCAGCAACGCACGAACGAAGCCAACAAUCCCGUCCGCUCCCAGUCCCAGAAACACGCCGCCAGCCGCCAACUCAUCGUCUCCCUCUCGUUCUCAUCCUCUUCCCCAAAUCCAAUUGAUUGCCCCGAGUUCCUAUGAGGCCAGAACCCCAACUCCCCAAGCUAAUCAAUGAAUUGUCCAUUAGUAUCACACUUCAGUGUAUUUCUUUGCAUCCUACAAAUACCCCAAGGGCCCCGGCGAACGGAUCCAGAGAGGCGAGCCGGCCAGCGACGACACACCCUGUGCCCUGGCAGGAACACGGAGAGUAGCAGCCGGCAGAUGGCCAUCGAUAGUUGGGGCUGUGGUCCGCCUGUCCGGCAGUGGAGAGCGGAGACGUGGAGUCCAGGCAACUCCUCUGUGGAGCAGCGUUGGAUUUCUUCUAUUUGCUCCAAGAGACCAAGAACAGGAUUCGUGAAGACAAGAAUUCAGGUGUUCUCUCUCCUUUUAACUGUUCCUUUUUCAAAACUUAAAUCACUAAAGAACUAUUUGAGAUCAACCAUGUCAGAGGAGAGAUUGAAUGGCUUUGCCAUGGUGCUUUAUUGAGAAAGAUAUGUCGGAUAACAUUGAUCUUGACACUAUUAUUAGUGAUUUUCCAUCCAGAAAUGCUCGAAGGUGUCGUUUUUCUUGAGUAUGCCAUUCACUUCAUUUUUGUGUAUUUGUCAGGUGGCUCAUGAUAUUUGCUGAUGCACGUUUGUGGUUGGACUGGUAGAGUUGGAAUUGUAGCUUCUGUCGAAUUGGAUCAAGAAUUUGAGAACAAUAUCACAUAUAUAUUUAGUUAAGAAUUAAGACAACACUUCUAGGUUGUUGGAGCGUGUAUCCUAAUAAUCCUAUAAUCAUCUGAUAUAUCCGUGGAACGGAGGGAGUAUAUAUCUGCCCAGGACGCCCCGGCAGUCAUCAGAUCUCGAAGCAGAACCGCAACCCAUGAGCCAUCAGCUGCAAGUUCUUCUCGGGCCUCGGCAGACCUACACGGGAGCCAUGGAGAAAGACAGCGGAGAUGAUAGAAUCAGCACCUUGCCCAGUGACAUUGUGGUCAACAUUCUUGACCGACUCGAUUUCCGUGAAGUUGCGAGAACCAGCAUCCUCUCCAGACGGUGGUGCCAGCUCUCUUGCAAGGUCUCCCGACUUAUCAUAAAUGCUCAGCCUGAUGGCGUGUCUACCUCCAACAUCUCUGAUGGUGACUUGGUUCGGAUCAAUGCAGCUGCUCUUGAAGCGACAAAGAGCUUACUGGCCCGCAGAUGUCCAGGCGAAGACACCAUCCGCCUCCUGUCUACCACGUUCUACUUGAGAGGUGAUGUCCCCAUAUCCAUUGGACAUACUGUUGGCAGUGCCAUGACGACACACAAGAUUGAGAAAGCUGAAUUCACAGUUUUGACAGUGAAGAAACGCCGACAGUGCACUCUUGAUGAUGUGUUGAACUAUGGGACACAGUUUGUGUCAUUUUUUAAUGAGUGUCUGAAUGCAUUUACUGGUUUGACGCGCCUCUACAUGGAGAAUUUGAGAUUUGUUGAAUCUGACUUUGUCUCCAACAUCUUCGUCACUUGCAAGCGAUUAAAAUAUUUGGGUUUUUUCAAUUGCGACACACAGAAUCAUUUAACACUCCAGGUUGAACACGCUCAACUCAGUGAGCUCAGUAUGGUCAACUGCCGUUUUUACAAAGUCAAACUCAAGUGGCUCCCAAAACUCACCCGGACAACGUUCACAUAUUGGAUGGCUUUUGAAGAACUACCAUUGUCAUUUGGUCAUGUGCCACUGCUUGACUUUUUGAACCUCACUAAUGUUGGUCUUAGUCGGCACAAAAUGGUCGUGUUGAGUACAUUACUUUGUGAGACACACAUCCAAGAACUGCAUUUGGGGUUUAAAUGCGAAAAGAUUUGGGUUCAACCAGAGUGUCUGAGCGAAAGGCUGGCAUCUGCGUUCCACAGACUAAGGAUUGUCAGUCUAGUUAGCAUUCCUGAAGGGUCUGAUCUCACCUGGACAAUUUUCAUUCUGGAAGCUGCGCCAUCACUUGAAGAGUUGUACAUGUUGGUAAUUGAUCAUCCGUGUGAAAUGAUAAUGGAUAAGAAAAGGAGGAUGGAACUCUCGCUUAGCGAGAUGAAGGGCGUCAAGUGGGAAUCACCUAGAUCAAAUUUCAAGCACCGACACCUUGCCAAGCUCAUCAUCUUUUGCUUUGUAAAUUGCAUGGUGAGUCAUGUCAGGCGUGUCAUGAAAGCAGCGGUGAAUCUGAAGGAUGUGUACCUGUAUGAUAGACUGGCAUGUAGCAAGUGCAAACACAUGGCCAUUUUUAAGCCUGAUAGGCUUCCACGGGCAAAGAAGAAGUUGGAUGCGAUGAAGAAGCUGUUGACCCAGGGCAUCGAGUCUGCUCCCAGAAUUCACUUGCUGACCGAUUGUGAAAUGGAGGCUGACCAUGCUGCAAGGGUUACAGGCUACUUGUGUUCCUGAAGAUAGCUGAAGGCUUUCAGGAAGUUCAUGUAAUAACAGUCGGUUGGAGUACUCUAUCACUUGUCUGGCUCUUGUUUUAUCUCCUUUUCUUUACUCAACCUGUUGGAAGUAGCAAAAUAAGAAUUACUUGAUCCUGUUUUACCAUAAGUAAUUUUAGGACCUGGUCUGUAUUUGGAUUUUGAUGCUAUGAUGUGUUAUUAUGGUGAUGAGUGCAUCAGUUGAUACGGUUCCA